This is a messenger RNA of Hermetia illucens (black soldier fly), 1621 nucleotides long. It is a transcript of the gene tilB, whose product is annotated as protein tilB. The record is from RefSeq and is a predicted model, not a curated record. Gene Ontology annotation, cellular component: cytoplasm. The coding region runs from base 299 to 1471 and encodes 390 amino acids. Gene Ontology annotation, biological process: outer dynein arm assembly. Lineage: Eukaryota; Metazoa; Arthropoda; Insecta; Diptera; Stratiomyidae. Gene Ontology annotation, molecular function: protein binding. The transcript is spliced from 2 exons.
ACGUCGUUAGUAAUUUUUCGUCCGAACUCUAUGAUAAAAUUUUGGGACAAGAUACAUUCGAUAUCUAUCUCCAAAUGUGUAAAGAAUUUUUUUCUAUUUGACGUUCGUUGUCAAAGUAUGGCAGUGUUCGGUAACAGUUACGAGGUUUUGUUUGAUCAAUAUUCGCACAAAAUUUACUAACGUCGUCCUAGGCAUUCGAUUCUUAAGGAUUGAAACUGCUUCUGAGUUAUUAUCAAACGUCAAUUAAAAGGAAUUCCAUUCAAGCCUCGACAACUGGUUGCAUCAGAAGCUGCUGGCCAUGGUAAGAAUUACAGAAGAACUGGUAAGAAAGAAGUCUGAGCAUAACGAGCUCAUGAUAAGUACUUUAGAAGAGUUGUCUCUACAUCAAGAGGACAUCGAGAAAAUCGAACAUUUGCAGAACUGGUGUCGUGGCCUUAAAAUAUUGCUUCUUCAAUCCAAUCUGAUUUCUCGGAUUGAAAACUUGUCUAAACUAAAAAACCUGCAAUAUUUAAACUUAGCGUUGAACAACAUUGAACGGAUAGAAAACUUAGAAUGCCUGGAAUCGCUUGAAAAACUGGAUUUAACACUAAAUUUUAUCGGAGAAUUGAGUAGUGUUAAAAGUUUGUGUAGUAAUUAUAAUCUGAAGAACUUGAUUUUAACCGGAAAUCCUUGUACGGAUUAUAAUGGAUAUCAUAGCUAUGUGAUCUCGGUUCUUCCACAAUUAGCUAUUUUGGAUGGAGUUGAAAUAAAACCGUCAAAUAGAAUCAAAGCCGAAAAAGAAUUUGAAAUGUACCGUGAAAAUAUACUCGAUAGUGAAAUCAAGUAUAAAAUGAGAAGAGACAUUCAAAAAAUUCGUGUUGCUAAGCAAAAGUUGCAGUUCGAGGAAGAGAUGAAGGACUCCAACGAGGAGGAACGUAUGAAGCGAUUUUGGAAUACUAAAAGCGAAAACUGUCCGGAAACGAGGUGCGACCUGGCGCGUUUUAAUAAAGAAGGUAAAAAAGAUUCGUCGACCGGAAAAGAAGAAUUACCGAAGCCUAUGAAGCUUUUCUCCCCUUCUGGUCGACCCUACAACAUGAAUCAGCCAAAAAUAAAAUUUACGCUGGAAGAUGAAGAUGACUAUUACGGUUUGAACUUGGAAGUUCAUAAAUUCUUGGAUACGUCUCAGAUAGAUGUUGAUGUACAACCUAAAUAUGUCAGAGUGACAGUUAAAAAAAAAGUGUUUCAGAUGGAAUUGGGUUGCGAAGUGAAACCAAGUGCGUCGACAUGUAAAAGGUCUGAGAUCACAGGACAUCUUCUAAUCUCAAUGCCGAAGUUAUCAGCCGAAAAUGUCUCUUUGGAAAAAACGAAAGAAAGUACUCAAAGGUAUCAGAAAGCCAAAAUUCAAGCAAACAGUAAAGGUACUGUCGAUUAUAGAAACAUCUGCCAGUCACCUACGAAAUGUGAGUGUGAGGGUAUCCCAGGUUUGAUUUGAUCAGACACACGUUAAAGGAUGAAGCAUGAAAUUUAUUUGAUGCGAAUUUGCUUAUCGGGAGUAUAAGAAAUGAAUAGGAUUUCGAUAGUCAAUACCAACUUAUGAAGCUGACUUUUGUAUUUGUUAAUAGAUUAUAAUAAAGGAAUUAAA